This is a messenger RNA of Corylus avellana, 2248 nucleotides long. Its product is annotated as putative 3,4-dihydroxy-2-butanone kinase. Gene Ontology annotation, biological process: glycerol catabolic process. The record is from RefSeq and is a predicted model, not a curated record. Gene Ontology annotation, cellular component: cytosol. Gene Ontology annotation, molecular function: ATP binding; glycerone kinase activity. NCBI's taxonomy places the organism in Eukaryota, Viridiplantae, Streptophyta, Magnoliopsida, Fagales, Betulaceae.
CUCUUGAGUCUUGACCCUUGAGCAACAAACAAAUCGAAGCUGCUCCAGGUGUGUUGAGCAAGACUCCCUAUUUAUUUAUGCACAAAGUGCCUGGCGACCAGACCAAAAAUCCAACCUCUCUCUCUUCUCUCCCCCUCUCUCAAACACGCAUUUCAUGCAAAAGCUCAGCUAGGGUUUUGGUUUCCUCGACGCCAUGGCUUUUCAAGGGAAGAAGCUCAUCAACGACCCCAAAGAUGUUGUGACUGAGUUCAUCGAGGGACUUGUAGAAACGUAUCCUGGUUUGCAGUUUUUAGAUGGUUUCCCUGAGGUGAAGGUUGUAUUACGUGCUGAUGUUUCGAGUUCAACAUAUGAUAAAGUUGCAAUUAUAUCAGGAGGUGGAAGUGGUCAUGAGCCUGCACAUGCUGGAUUCGUGGGGGAGGGGAUGCUGACAGCAGCUAUUUGCGGAGAUGUUUUUGCCUCUCCACCAGUUGAUUCAAUUCUAGCUGGCAUCCGUGCUGUAACUGGUCCUAUGGGAUGUCUUCUAAUUGUCAAGAAUUAUACUGGUGAUCGUUUAAAUUUUGGUUUGGCUGCUGAGCAAGCAAAAUCUGAAGGUUAUAAAGUGGAGACCGUAAUUGUUGGGGAUGAUUGUGCUUUGCCUCCACCUCGUGGUAUAGCUGGACGGAGAGGAUUGGCUGGGACUAUUCUCGUUCAUAAGGUUGCUGGAGCUGCUGCUGCUGCUGGCCUUUCCCUUGCUGAAGUUGCUACUGAAGCAAAAUGUGCAUCAGAAAUGGUUGGAACAAUGGGUGUUGCCCUAUCUGUUUGCACACUUCCUGGACAGGUUACAUCAGAUCGUUUGGGUCCUGGGAAAAUGGAACUUGGCCUUGGAAUUCAUGGUGAACCUGGUGCUGCGUUGGCUGACAUUCAGCCUGUGGAUGUGGUGGUUUCUCAUGUUCUUAAUCAAAUACUCUCACCAGAAACAAACUAUGUUCCCAUUACACGAGGUAAUAGAGUGGUCCUUAUGAUCAAUGGGUUAGGAGCCACCCCUGUAAUGGAGCUAAUGAUUGCAUCAGGCAAAGCAGUGCCGAAAUUGCAGCUAGAACAUGGACUGGCCGUUGAUAGAGUGUACACAGGGUCAUUUAUGACAUCUCUUGAUAUGGCAGGUUUUUCAAUAUCCAUCAUGAAGGCAGAUGAAACUAUUUUGCAACGGCUUGAUGCUGCAACUAAGGCUCCAUCUUGGCCUGUUGGCGUUGAUGGUAAUCAUCCACCUGCCAAGAUUCCUGUUCCAGUGCCACCAUCUCGGUCAAGAAAGAGUGAUGAGUCAUUAAGUCGACCACCACAACUUAAUCAACAAGGCCAGAUUCUUGAGGCAGCUAUUGAAGCAGCAGCAAACGCAGUUAUAAAUCUUAUGGACAGUCUGAAUGAAUGGGAUGGCAAAGUAGGUGAUGGUGACUGUGGAUCAACAAUGUCUAGAGGUGCAACGGCAAUUCUGGAGGACAUCAAAAACUAUCCUCUGAAUGAUGCUGCAGAAACAGUGAACGAAAUUGGAUCAUCUAUUAGAAGAGUUAUGGGAGGAACUAGUGGAAUCUUAUAUGAUAUAUUUUGUAAGGCAGCAUAUGCACAGUUGUCAGCAAGCUCCCAGUCAGUUGUGACAGCAAAACAAUGGGCUGAAGCACUUGAAGCUUCCAUUGCUGCAGUCAGUAAAUAUGGCGGAGCUAGUGCUGGUUAUCGCACAUUGUUAGAUGCCCUCAUUCCAGCAUCAUCAAUGCUUCAGGAGAGGUUAAAUGCUGGGGAUGUUCCUUACACUGCUUUUGUCCUCUCGUCAGAAGCAGCAGUGGUUGGGGCUGAGUCAACCAAGGACAUGCAGGCACAGGCUGGGCGUUCAACCUAUGUAUCUGGGGAGAUCCUUUCAUCAGUUCCAGAUCCUGGUGCAAUGGCUGCAGCUUCAUGGUACAGAGCAGCAGCUUUAGCUGUCAAGGACAAAUACGGCGCUUCCUCAUGAGCCAAUGCUCUAGCCCCUCACGCAAUUACUGCUGCUUUUUAGCUGCAGAUUAACCAAAGUUUUGUUCAUGAUUUUACGGUAGUCUAACUAGUUAGGCUCUCCGCUUAUGCUUUUUUUGCUUAAAGCUGAGAGAGCGCGUUUGGCCCUAAGUUAACAUGAGUACAGAAAAUGACUAUUGGGAAUAACAUGCAUUCAAAUCCGAGCAUAUGAUUGUACUGUUUCAGAGUACAGAAUAUGAUAUUUAAUGGUCCAUGUCAGAUCAUUUUUUGU